Oncorhynchus nerka (sockeye salmon) is the source of this 1716-nucleotide messenger RNA. RefSeq names its product E3 ubiquitin-protein ligase TRIM35-like. Bases 103 to 1620 code for a protein of 505 amino acids. The record is from RefSeq and is a predicted model, not a curated record. Gene Ontology annotation, molecular function: ubiquitin protein ligase activity; zinc ion binding; protein binding. Gene Ontology annotation, cellular component: cytoplasm. The transcript has 6 exons. Gene Ontology annotation, biological process: protein ubiquitination. Lineage: Eukaryota; Metazoa; Chordata; Actinopteri; Salmoniformes; Salmonidae.
CACUGGACCAGUUUGCCAGCAUUCCAGACAGCGUCAUCAGUCCCUAGCCCAGCCACCCUACGGUAGGUACACCAGCUCAGAACAAGCACACAUCUCUCCAUCAUGGCUGCCACCUGGACCCUGGAGGACGACAUGUCCUGCCCUGUGUGCUGCGAUGUUUUCACUGACCCUGUGGUGCUGGGCUGCAGCCACAGCUUCUGCAGGAGCUGCCUGGACAACUACUGGAACACUCGGGUCAUCAAAAAGUGCCCCGUCUGCCGCAAACAUUCCCUAACCGACGCUCCACCCAGUAACCUGGCUCUGAGGAACAUCGUGGAGACCUUUGCGAGGGAGAGGAGCCACAAUACCACCAAGCAGGUUGAGACGAGAGAGGGGGAGAAGGAGAGCCAGGGAAGGAGGGAGUCAGGAGGGAGGAGUGGGUUGGUACCGGAUGGGGAUGAAAGGUGCAUUCUCCAUGGGAAGAGGUUGUUGUUGUUCUGUGUGGAGGACCAGGAGGCUCUGUGUGUGGUGUGUCAGACCUCCAGGAGACACAGGACUCAUCAGCUCUGCCCUGUGGAUGAGGCUGCUCAGGAACUCAAGGAGGAAGUGAAAGUAUCUAUCAUCCCUCUGAGGAGGAAGUUGGAGACAUUCCAAAAGUUGAAGGAGGAUUGCAUGAAAACAGCAGAACACAUCAAGAGCCAGGCCAAGCAAGCAGAAAGGAAUAUAAGAGAUGAGUUUGUGGCGCUGCAUCAACUCCUGCGCCUGGAGGAAGUUGUCCGGCUGUCUGCCCUCUCUGAGGAGGUGGACAUGAAGACAGUUAUAAUGGCAGAGAAGAUUGAACACCUGGCCAAGAAGAUGACCUCCUUGACCAGCAACAUCAGAGAGAUAGAACAGGAUAUAGAGGCAAACGACCUGCCAUUUCUCCAGGCUUACAAGAACAACAAAGCAAGGGCCAACUGUACAUUGCAGGAUCCAGAGCCUGUAUCAGGGGCAUUGAUCGAUAUGGCCCAACACCUGGGUAACCUAAGGUUCAAGAUCUGGGAGAAGAUGCAGGAGAAUGUGCAAUACACCCCAGUGACUCUGGACCCCAACACCGCGGCCCCCUGGCUAUCUCUCUCAGACGACCUGACCAGUGUGUGCGUCAGUGGAGAGAAGCCUCACGUCCCCAACAACCCAGAGCGCUGUGACACGUGUGUUUGCGUGCUGGGGGCCGACCGCUUCAGUUCCGGCAGUCACUGUUGGGAGGUGGAGGUGGCGGGUAAGACCAGAUGGGACCUGGGGGUCCUGAGAGAGAGUGUGAGUAGGAAAGGGGUCCUGGGUGUGAACCCUGCCCACGGGUUCUGGGCCCUGUCCCUGAGGGACGGCGGCCAGUACAGCGCCUGCACCAUGCCCUGGACCCGUCUCACUCUGAAGAGGAGGCCCAGGAGGGUCAGAGUGUGUCUGGACUAUGAUGCGGGAGAGGUGACUUUCUAUGACCCCACUGACAUGUCACUCAUCUAUACAUUCAGGGACAAGUUUAAAGAGCCAUUGUUGCCCUACCUCUGUCCCUGUGUGAGUGACAGCGGCCGCAAUGCUGAGCCACUAAAGAUAUGCCCUGCUAAAGUCUCAUUGGUUCAUGAUGUUGGUGAUAAAGUUUUGUAGAUUUACAAGAUGUAUUUUCUCGAGGAGACAUUGCUAAAACAUCCAUAUGUCUCACUAUCUAUUAUUAACACAAUGGAUGUAUAUUUUAUAUAUUGA